UAUUAUAACGAAGUAGUAUAUUAUUCGCAAAAUUACCGUUAGAUGGUGCUUCAAACGCUUCCGAAGUAUCAAUAACGCAGUUUUUCAACGAAACGUGUCGAUGUUUAUAUAUGUUGUUUAAAUGUCGUGCAUGUGAUUCUAAGUACAUUAACGUUUCAUGUAAAUAAUUUAAUAGCCUUAGUAUAUACAUACACUUAUAUUCACUACUUUUGCUAUUAUAAAAAAUUCGAUAAAAUGGGUAAAAGAUAUUACUGCGAUUAUUGCGAUAGAUCGUUUAAGGACGAUCCAGAAGCCAGGAGAAAACACCUCUCUAGUUUACAGCAUGCCAAAAAUCGAGCAGAUCAUUAUAGUUUUUACAAAGAUCCUGAAACAAUAUUGCAAGAAGAACAAGGAAAAAUACCUUGCAAAAGGUAUAUGAGCAGUGGUAAUUGUGCUUUUGGAAGUAGUUGCAAGUUUUCUCAUUACGCACCGCCCUUGAUAUGGGAACUUCAACGUAUCGUUGCAGUUAAACAAAUGGCAGCAUCACACUUCAAACCGCAAGGUGGAUGGCCCAAUUCAGAUGACAUAGUUAAAGAAUUUUUUGUAGAUAUUACCAAUCCGGAUACAACAGAAGAAUUUACUUAUCCUAUAUGGGAUGUACCACCAGAAUUACAUAAUUAUCCAAACUUACCACCGUCAUUAUGGCCUGUCACACUGGAAAGCGUUACCGAUUCCAAUUUUGAAGAGUGGAGUUAAAAAUGUAAAUAGCUCUCACGCUCUGCUUCCAAUACAUUGUAUAUAUGCGAUAACAUAUUAAUUUAAGCGAAAUAAGUUUACGUAAACAAGAUAAAAUAAAAAUUAAUUUCACUUCAAUAAGCAUCAUCACCGUCAUAAAUCUCAUAUUAAAGGAUUAUUAUAAAACGAAAUAUAUGUAAUUAUAAAUAACAUUAGUAAUUAAUUACUAAUAUCAUAAAUAUUAUAAAUAAUAUCAAUAAUAUUAAUAAUGAUAUAUUCAAGAAAUAUAUUAAUUUAUCUCUCUCUCGAA
Messenger RNA from Vespula vulgaris, 1024 nucleotides. Its product is annotated as zinc finger matrin-type protein 5. Gene Ontology annotation, molecular function: nucleic acid binding; zinc ion binding. Bases 235 to 735 code for a protein of 166 amino acids. The transcript has 3 exons. Gene Ontology annotation, cellular component: U12-type spliceosomal complex; nucleus. Lineage: Eukaryota; Metazoa; Arthropoda; Insecta; Hymenoptera; Vespidae. The record is from RefSeq and is a predicted model, not a curated record.